Colletotrichum scovillei is the source of this 957-nucleotide messenger RNA. RefSeq names its product metallo-beta-lactamase family protein. Bases 1 to 957 code for a protein of 318 amino acids. NCBI's taxonomy places the organism in Eukaryota, Fungi, Ascomycota, Sordariomycetes, Glomerellales, Glomerellaceae. The transcript is spliced from 2 exons. The record is from RefSeq and is a predicted model, not a curated record.
AUGUUCAACAAGAUCAUCACCGCAGUCGCUCUAUCAGGAGUGUUUGGGAAAGCUGCUGCGUCAUGCGCCUGCGACCUCAAAGUCGAAAGCUAUAUCAGCCCAGGGUUCUCGUUGGAUGUUGUGUCGUCUCUGAUCAUUGGCUCUCAAGCCGCUGCGAUCAUUGACUUGCCUCUUGCAGUUGCCGACGCGGAAACCCUGGCUCAAUGGGUUAAGAACACAACUGACAAGCCUCUUGUGGCGGCUUUCACAACGCAUAAUCACCCCGAUCACUAUCUGAGCGGCAAAGCAUUCCUUCAGCACUUCCCCGAGGCCAAGCACUACGCCACGCCAGAGACGACUGAAUUCUGGUCUGCCGCUUAUGGCCCCGGCAUUAUCGCCCCCGUCCCCGCGAUUCCGACUGCCUACAACUUCUCCUUCUUCACCCUUCCAGGCGACGAAAAGUGCCCGAUCGAGAUACUCAAGAACAUUGGCGGCGAUACUAUUGAUCUAUCUUCAUUCUGGAUUCCGUCUAUCAAGACACUAAUCGCAGGCGACGUCGUCUACGACCACCAGAUGCAUGCCUGGCUCGCCGACCUUCUUACGCCCGCCCUCACCGAGUCUUGGCUCACGACCCUCGACUUCAUCACGGGCCUCAGGCCUAGUCUUGUCAUACCGGGACACGCUCUAGUGUCCACUACCUUCAGUGCGCUCGCUGAUGUCGAUCAUACAAGGGAUUAUGUUUCUUUCUUCCAGGAGAACAUCGAAGCCAAGGGCCCCGACUUUUACACCCCGCGGGAAAUUUCGAGCAUGGUGGAGGCUGCUUUCCCUGGCUUGACAAACUUGACGUCUUCGACUACUUCGGCUACCUUGCUCAACAUCACGUCGGAGAACUUUGGCCGAGGUGGACAAAGACAAAUACACUACUUCGACUUAACUGUGUAUAACGAUACGGAUGUCUUGGAUGGAUGGCGCUUGUGA